Bacillus rossius redtenbacheri is the source of this 9525-nucleotide messenger RNA. It is a transcript of the gene AdamTS-A, whose product is annotated as A disintegrin and metalloproteinase with thrombospondin motifs 9. The record is from RefSeq and is a predicted model, not a curated record. Gene Ontology annotation, cellular component: extracellular matrix. Gene Ontology annotation, molecular function: zinc ion binding; metalloendopeptidase activity. Bases 107 to 5653 code for a protein of 1848 amino acids. Gene Ontology annotation, biological process: extracellular matrix organization; proteolysis. NCBI's taxonomy places the organism in Eukaryota, Metazoa, Arthropoda, Insecta, Phasmatodea, Bacillidae. The transcript has 33 exons.
CGGAGGCCGGCUCGCAGGCAGUCCGUGCGAGGCUGGCGCGCCGAGUGGCAGCGAGUGGCAGCGAGUGGUGGCAUGGUGGCGUGCUGAAGGGCGAGAGUCCCGUGCCAUGACGUCGCGCGUGUCCCAGCGCGCCGUGGGCAUCGCGGCGGCCAGCGCCGUGCUGCUGCUGGUGCUGCUGAUCGUGCUGCUGUGGGCGGGCGUGGGGGCGGGGCUGUUCCGGUCCGCGCCGCCGCCGCCGCCGCCGCCCCCGCCCCCGCCCCCGCCCGCCGCCGACACGGCCAGAGGGGCGGAGGCGGCGGGCUCGAAGGGGCGGCGCAUCAGCAUCGCCGACCAGGCGGACAGGCACCAGGUGGAGUACGUGAAGCCGCUGAAGCUGUCGCCGGCGCCGCUGCACCGGGACGACCUCCUGCACGGCGGCGACUGGGCCGAGCCCACCCUGCAGCCCGACUCGCCGGACGCCCCAGGACGGCCGCUGCGACACCACUCGGGCCACUUCCGGCGCAAGAUGGCGCAGCUGUGGGACCCGCACCCCCAGUACGAGUUCACCGCCUUCGGCCGCAAGUUCCGGCUGCUGCUGGACCACGACACGGACGAGUUCGUGCUGCCGGACAUCCAGGUGAUCCACAUGUGGCACAACUCGUCCACGCGGGAGCAGCUGGGACUGCGGCCUGACGGCUGCUUCUACCGCGGCCGAGUCAAGGGCGACCCUCAGUCCUCCGUGUCCGUCAGCCUCUGCCACGGCAUGACGGGGCUGAUCCGCACGGCGCACGGCAGCUUCUUCAUCGAGCCGGCGGAGGAGUGGCGCAACCACACGGGCCCGCUGCUGCACGCCGUGUACCGCAGCCUGGGCGCCCCGCGCCUCGCCAACCAGCCCGAGCCCUCGCCCCGGCACUGCGGCCUGGCAGACUGCGAGGGCCCGGCGCGGGCAGGGGGCGACCCCAGCUCCACCAGCUCCACCGGCUCCACCGGCUCCACCAGCUCCACCACGAGGGCCCCGGGCGGCCGGCGGCGCAGGAGGCGCUCCUUGCGGCGGCCGCAGGAGUACACCGUGGAGCUGAUGGUGGUGGCCGACAAGACCAUGGCCGCCGUGCACGGCUCCGGCCUCAAGACCUACAUCCUCUACCUCAUGAAGAUGGUGCAGGACAUCUUCAAGGACGCGUCGAUCGGCAACCCCAUCUCCAUCGCCGUGGUGAAGGUGGUGGUGCUGAAGGACAUCGACCUGGUGCGGCCCGACGACGACUCGGAGGGCACCUCGGCCACCGAGAUGCUGGACAGCUUCUGCCGCUGGCAGGCGAGCAACGCGCACUUCCGGCACGGCGUCACCCACGACACGGCGCUGCUGCUCACCAGGUACAAGAUCUGCAGCAACCCGCAGCUGCAGAAGUGCGACACGCUCGGCCUGGCGCAGCUCAGCUCCAUGUGCAACCUGAGCGCCAGCUGCGCCCUGGUGCAGGACAACGGCCUCAACGCGGCCUUCACCAUCGCACACGAGCUGGGGCACGUGCUGGACAUGACGCACGACGAGGACCCCAAGUGCAAGGAGAUCAACGGCGGGCCCAACAUCCACAACAUCAUGUCGCGCAUGUUGGGCAUCCACACCGACCUGUGGUCCUGGUCCAAGUGCAGUCGCCACUACCUCACCGCCUUCCUCGAGUCUGACCAGGCCAGGUGCCUGCUGGACCGCCCCUUCAAGGACAUCAUGCAGGAGUCCGGCCCCGUGGACCGCCUGCCGGGGGAGAACUUCACCCAGGACAAGCAGUGCAAGCUGGUGUUCGGCGAGGACUCCACCAUCUGCUCCUACAUGCCGAUGUGCAGCCAGCUGUGGUGCACGGACAACGUGAGCGAGGGCUGCCGCUCCAAGCAGAUGCCGUGGGCGGACGGGACGCCGUGCAAGGACGGAAUGUGGUGCCAGAAGGGCCACUGCAUCCCCGUGAACCGCACCGCGCUGCGGCCCGUGGACGGCAGCUGGGGCGCUUGGAGCAGUUUCGGGACGUGCUCGCGGACGUGCGGGGGCGGCAUCAAGCAGUCCGUGCGCCACUGCAACAACCCGGCGCCGGCCAACGGCGGCCACUACUGCAUCGGCAAGGGCACCCGCUACCGCUCCUGCGCCACAGCCGAGUGUCCCGAGGGCAGCGUCAGCUUCCGGGAGCUCCAGUGCCGUCGCUUCAACAACAACCACUUCAACAUUGUGGGCGUGCAGAGCGAGGUGCAGUGGGUGCCCAAGUACGGCCUGAAGAACCGCUGCCAGCUGUACUGCCGCAUGGCGCACUCCGACCAGUACUACCCGCUCCGGGAGAAGGUGACUGACGGCACGCCGUGCGGUCCCGAUACCUUCGACGUGUGCGUCAACGGCAAGUGCAUCCCGGCCGGCUGCAACCACGUGCUGUACUCCAAGGCGCGGCUCGACAUCUGCGGCAAGUGCAAGGGGGACAACUCGACGUGCAAGCUCAUCUCGGGCAGCUACAACUGGACCAUCUACGGCUACAACUUCGUCGUGCGCAUCCCGGCCGGGGCGUACGGGCUCGACAUCCGGCAGCGCAGCUCGGAUGGCAAGGACGACCACUUCCUGGUGCUGAAGGACAGCGAGUCUCUGGAGCACGUCCUGAACGGCGGCUACAUCAUCAGCACGAGCGGCAAGCAGGUGGAGUACCACAACACCACGCUCGACUACUCGGGCUCCAACGUCGCGGUGGAGCGCGUCAACUCCUCCCGCCCGCUCAAGCGGGACCUCAUCGUGGAGAUCCUGUCCGUGGGGGAGCUCAAGUACCCGCCCAACGUGACGUACCAGUACAGGGUGUCGCGCGACAUGGUCACCGACUACACUUGGAUCGAGGGCAGCGAGUGGUCGACCUGCGACCGCGUGUGUCAUGGUGAGAAGCACAUCCUGCCGGUGUGCGCGGACAUAGAGACCCACGCGCAGGUGGGCGACGAGAACUGCAAGGGGCUGGUGCUGCCGCAGACACGCACGGAGCCGUGCAACAGCCACUGCACGCUCAAGUGGCAGAUUUGGUCGCGCUCUGAGUGCUCGGCGCACUGCGGGCGCGGGGAGCGCACGCUCAGCGUGCAGUGCGUGCAGGAGAUGACGGACACGCACCAGAUCUACCCCGUGGACAACAGCUCGUGCCUGCACCUGCUGGCGUUCCGGCCGCCCGACCGGGAGCCUUGCGAGGGCAUCUGCGACGUCGUCAAGUGGAAGUACGGCAAGUGGGGGCCGUGCUCGCGGACGUGUGGCGGCGGCGUGCGGCAGCGCACGGCCGAGUGCGUGGACGAGCUGGGGCGGCAGGUGGAGGACGCGCAGUGCGUGGCCAGCGAGAGGAUCACGGAGGGCGUGUGCGAGGAGCUGAGCUGCCCCCAGUGGUCCAUCGGCGACUGGUUCCCGUGCUCGGCGACCUGCGGCCCGGGCCAGCGCGAGCGGCCCUACUGGUGCCAGGUGGACAACCACGUGGUGUCGGCCAACUACUGCCUGGACCCCGUGCCCGCGCACAAGGAGCCGUGCGAGCUGCGUCCCUGCGCGGCGUGGCGCCUGGGGCCCUGGGGCGAGUGCUCGGCGUCGUGCGGCAUGGGCGUGAUGACGAGGGCCGUGCUCUGCCAGAACCCCAACGGCAGCACGGAGGACGAGGCGGCCUGCGUUGCGGAGCCGCGCCCGCAGCACACGGACCAGUGCAGGAUCCGGGACUGUCCCGCCGAGACCCUGCGGCCGCUGCUGCCGGCGACGUCCACGGCGACCUCCGUGACGGGGGGGCGGCGGGAGGGGCAGCACGACGACCCGCGCCAACACAACAGCCUGCGCCCCGCGCCCGACGCCGACGACCCGGCGGACAACCUCAUCCCCGGCGGCACGGACCACAUCCAGAGCAACAGCAUCCCGGUGCAGCCCGGGGAUGCCCGCAGGAGCGGCCGGCCGCGCGUCACCUGGCACGCCAGCGACUGGUCCCAGUGCAGCGUGACCUGCGGGGAGGGCGUGAAGCACCGCUCCGUGCUCUGCUAUGACGAGCUGCUGGAGGCACGCACGGACCGGUUCCACUGCGCGCGCCUGGUGGAGCCUCACGGCUCGGAGACGUGCACACGGCCGCGCUGCGUCACCUGGCGUGUCGGCGACUGGCAGCAGUGCCCCGUCAGCUGCGGAGGGGGCAGAGCGCUGCGCGAGGUGGCGUGCGUGGGCGUGCUGACGGGCGCGCCGGUGGAAGGGAAGGCGUGCCUGGACGCUGGCCUGGCUGAGCCGGCCCGCGAGCGCGGCUGCGGCAACUACGAGUGCCCCACGACCACCACCACCACCACCACCACCACGGCCGUGGGGGUGCGAGACCGAGGCCCGGGCGGCACCAGUGACGCCCCGCCAGCCGUGUGGACCUUCGCCAGCGACUGGGGGCCCUGCUCCAGGACCUGCGGGGGCGGCGUGCGGACGAGAGUGGUCGAGUGCCGGCUCGCAGACUGCAGCGCCUUCCAGCGGCCGGUCGACUCGGUGGCCUGCAGCCCUGAGCCGUGCCCCGUGUGGAACGUGGGCGCCUGGGCGCCGUGCGAGAAGACGUGCGGGUUCGGCUACCAGCACCGCCUGGUGCGCUGCGAGAGCCACCGCGGGGAGAGCCUGCCCGACAGCGCGUGUCCCCGCUCGGAGCAGCCCGAGCACUACCGGCAGUGCGAGCCCGCUCUGCCCCCGUGCCCUGCCAGCGGCAGCCGGCUCUACCGCUGGAAGACCGGGACGUGGAGCCAGUGCUCGCAGACGUGUGGCAAGGGCCAGCAGCAGCGGCUGGUGUCGUGCCACCGCGUGCUGGACGGCUGGCUGGACCCCAACCCCGUGCUGCACGGCUGCGACGCGGCGACGAGACCGCCCCACCUGCAGGCCUGCUCCGUGGGCGACUGCCGCGCCGCCUACUUCUGGUCGGCCGGCGAGUGGCAGCCGUGUAUGCACAUGCGUGGGAAAUGCAAGCAGAAGCGUGACGUAUACUGCAUCAGUGUUGACAACCGAAAAGUGCCCAAACGAAAUUGCCCUCGAAACUUUAAACCCCGCCACAGAAGAAAGUGUCCACUUAGAAAAUGUGGGUACUCGUCGUGCGCGGAUGUCCAGCACAGGCUGCGCAGCAAGCAGAGCGGGGAGUACGUGCUGAACCUGCGCGGCCGCAGCGUGUCCGUGUACUGCCACGACAUGGACACAAGCGUUCCCCGCGAGUACCUGUCCCUGCCCCAGGGGGACGCCGCCAACUACGCGGAGAUCUACGACCGCAGGCUGCUGAACCCGGACACGUGCCCCAACAACGGCGAGCGCCUGGACGAGUGCGACUGCGCGGUGGACGCCAACGGCAACGCGGGCCGCACCGUCUACACCAAGAUCCAGCUCAACAUCACCUCGCUGCGCGUCAACACCCAGGACUACACGUUCGCGCGGCAGGCGUGGGGGCGCCACGUGGCGUACGCGGAGGCAGGGGACUGCUACAGCCGCGUCACCUGCCCCCAAGGUCGGUUCAACGUCAACCUGAAGGGCACGGGGCUGAGCGUGUCGGACGCCACGCACUGGCAGACGCAGGGCUCCAGCUCAUCCCUGGCCAUCAGCAAGAGCGCCGACAACCAGGUGAUAGACGGGCGGUGUGGCGGCUACUGUGGGACGUGCAGUCCCCACUCGCACCUCGGGCUGCAGCUAGACGUGCUGCCACCGUAGUGACGCGCUGCCUGCUUGCACAGGACGUACAAUGGGAUGUUCGCUCUCGUAGUGAUGGAGCAUGCUUAGUCGUUGGGCGUGCUGACGAGACGUGUCGUUGCAGCAGCUCCCGUCGAGAGGAGAAGACUCCGAGGUGGCUCAGCAGCCAGCCGGUGACCGCAGAGAGCGAGGAGGACUCGAACCAGCGACUCCCACGAGUCAGGAGACUGCCGUGCCCUCCCUCCCCCCUCUCACCCCUCCCCACCCGGUCACGCACACGCCAGCGUGCCCGCUACUCGUUACCGUCAACACAAAAGUAGGAAAAAUGAGCGUGAAGUCAAAAUGUGUGUGCCUAGUUGUAUUGUUGUGUCGCCUGUAGACUUGCGAAGAGUGUAGGCAACGUCCGACAGGAAGUGGACGUGGCCUGUUUCUGCGAGAGAAAAAAAAGUUUUGUUGUUGCCUAGGUUGUAAAAAAAAUGAAGAACUGAGAGUAACAUAAGAUGCCAUCCAAAACUAAUUUAUUGUUUUGUAAAUAGCUUCCAAGCAAAAACCAGUCAAAAUGAAAUCUUGUCUCAAAUACUUCAUAUUGCUUGUGUGUGCUUGUGUGUCCAUCUAUGGUAUGAAAAAUGUGGCAAAAUGCUUAAAAAAUAUAUUUACAUAUAUUUUAUUUUGUGUUAAGUGUUUAUGGCAAAUACAAGAUGAGCGGUACAAUCCGAACAAAUUAUUAAAAUAUGCCAAUAUUUGUGCGCUUGCAUGGACGAAGGAGUGGUGGGCAGUAGCUUUCCUUGCAAUCAGUCACACGUGGUAACAGCGUGGGUGUAAGAAUGGUACAAGAUGUUUGAUUUUAUCAUGAGACGACAAGCCACAGAACGAACUAUCUACACGGUGAGUGAUGUGAAAUUAAGUGAAGUGAACCGACGUCCCUGUGGGGUGCACGCAGAAGUGAGGCAGUGAUAAACCAGCUGUUUCAGGCAUUGUGAAUGUUACCAACAUUUAAAUUAAUAAACUAUGAUAUGGAUGUUGCCAAGGUUGUUGAGAGAAACCAAGCGUCUGCAGGUAAAUAAUUGCGUCAGGACAACUCCCCACUCCCCAUUACUUAAUGUACAAUUUUUCAAACCACACAGUUUAAAAUAUGUCUCUAUAUAUUUAUACAUAUAUUUAUAUAAAGACUCAACGUUACUGUGGUCGUAAGUGUAAACGCAAACCAUGCAUAUUGCAUAACUUGUUAGGUUUCCAAUGAAUUCUAUUGGCGACAGACUAGUGAUUUCGUCCUACUCUCUGGGCAAAGUCUUGCAUUGAAAAAAAUCUCGAAACUCAACUGGGCCUCCCUGGUACCCAGGCUCCGGGGAUUUUGCUUUUCUCUCCCCGCCCCCAACAUCGCAAUGUCCCUGCAUGUCGCGCCCAGUCACUCCAAACAUCCCAGCCAUCUCUCACCUGUAAAUUCUAAGAAAACAACCCUUAUCUGGUAAGUGUGGAUGAUUAUGAUACAUCUACUGUUUAAUGUUACCCCAUAACCAAAGGCAUUGAUUGUACAUGCAUUCAGGGCCAUAUUUAGAAUGUACUAAAAGUAAUUGAAACUUCUUAAUGUCUUUAUUUACAAAAUCUAAUUAUUAAAAGCAAAAGGAACACUUUUGAGAUGCAUUUUGCAUGGUGACGAGGAUAAGAAGAUUUGAAGACAGUCGUUAAAACGUGAAUCUUCAUUGCAAUAUAAAAAAUAAUGUAUCAAGUCAGCUUCUGAACGGGCCUGGACCUUUUUAUUUUGUGGGAAAUUGUUCCUGUACUUUUUGAUUGUUUUCAUAUGCCAAGAAAAACAAAAACAUUGUAGGGUUUAUUAUUUUGAUUGUGUCUAAUCUGCCUCAGAAUCUUUUGGAACAUUUCACAUGAGCUCCAAUACCAGAAUUUCUUCAGAGAGGGAGACAAUUUUUUAACUUAAAACCAGUUAGUGCCACGUAAUGCUGCUAAAGGUUUUUUUCCAACACUCGGAGUAAAAUCAAAACAAUUUUUUUAAUGCUGAUAAUUGGCUGGUCUUAUUUGGAAACAUUGGUGGGUAAUUAUAUGAUUAUGAAGCACUUUUCAGGUUAAACACAAAAGCAAUAAUAAUUGGCACAGGCUGCUAGCCUCCUAAUAUGAACCACCUCUGGCAUUCAUUUAUAUUUACCGAUGUUUAGCACUCAAGAUGGCUUUUGAGGCAGUGUAGAAGACUCUCUCAUGCAGUAAACUUAACAAAAAUUGAUACCUUCAAGUGUGUUUUGUGUUUCGUGACCUCGCUCGCUCGCCCGGUGAGCCGUACCGUCCUUACCGCGUGUCCGCAGUCCCUCUAGGUGAUCCUGCUGGGUUUUCCGGCUGACACAUUUCGAUGUCCUUCGCAGGACCCUGUACGCAACCUGCCGGGGAGGCGGUGUUCUCGGUGGACCAUGCCCGGCUGUUGGGGGCCGCCCCAGACAGUGCUGGUAUUACCGGCUGCUUUAUGUUCUGACCUGUACUGUAUUCUGUACUCAAACAAUACUCCAACGUUGUGAUUCUGUCAGAAGAUUGGAGCAAUAAGGUCAUAGUUUAUUAACGCUACGAGUGUGUAAGUUACAAGGGACCUAAGACAAUCUGCGUGAUGGUAUCCGUUUCGAUAAGGGAGCACUUGAAGUCGCAAAAUACUCAUCUCAGCUCGGUAAGUCGCAAAGGUCUGCGCAGUCUGGUAACAGGUGACAGGCAAGGGAAUGUAUUUUAAGCACCAAUGAAAUAACUUUUCAGUAUUUCGCCACUAUUUUUAAACACAGUGGUUGACAGCUACGGCUGUUUCCGAAUACACGGCCCUUCAUCCCUUAGCAAGUGAGGCCACAAUGGAAAGGAUGUACGUACUUCAAGGGAUGGAUGAUAUCCAAAUACUUGUGCUGCCAGCACCACCUGUUGAUGUUUGUGCUAUUGUGCACGCAGCCAUUUUGAGUAGUUACAUGCAUGGAUUUUCAGCCAAACACAAAUGACUAUUUUAAUGCAUUGUGGAUGACAGUAAAUGGUUAGUGAUCAAAAUAAUUAUUUGGUCUUAAUUUCAGCAGUAUUAUAAAUAUUUAUCAUGGGCAUUAUUUAAAUUUUUAAGUCAAAGUCUCUCUGGGAUUAGUAUUCUAAUUCAAGUGGGAUUUUUUUUCUCAUGUGCCAAAACUCUAAAAAAACUAUGCACUUUCCACGGAUUCCUUUGCUAAGGGAUCCAGCAAGCUACUGUUCGGAAACAGUCCAUGUUUCAAAUGUUAUUAACAUGUGUAUAAAUGUAGAUAAACACAAGCAAAAUUCAUUGAAGAAUUUUUGCACCUCCGUCACAAGUUUCAAGUUUUGCAUUACGUAGUAUUUGUGAUGUAUAUUUGUGUUCUCUGUAGCAUAAGUGUUUUAAAGCUUUUGUAUUUUUUUUACUGCGAUUUCUGUUUUAAUGGAAAUUUUGCCUUUUAUAGCUGUGUUGCUUUGUUAUUAUUAUUUAGUUUGAAAUUGUACGAGAGAACUGAAGUGUUUGAAUCACUGCCAUAUCAUGUUUUUGUAUUAUUUGUAAUGUAAAUGAUGCCAGUAAGAUUGCCAAACAAUCUUAAUUAUAUUAGCAACAACUUUAAAAUUAUGAUGUGCCAACCAUGAACUCACUGUUGUGUUUAUCGAAUCUCAAAUUUUAUGGUAGUAAAAUAGGACAAGUUAUAUUUAAAUUAACUUAUAUUAGUUCAAUAAAAUUAUGAAAUCUUAAGUAAAUGUAAAAUUUUAACAAAAUUAAAAAAAAAUUCAGUAUAUGUAUGAUUGAAAUUAUUCAUUUGAUUGAUUUCCUUUUCGUUUUAUUUCUAUAUUUUCCAGUAGAAACAUCAAAGAGAUGCUUGCGAAAAACAUUUUUUUGUAUUGUUUUAAUGUGGUUGAAUAAAAAUAGUUUUUAA